AUGUGCACACACAUUGAAUCACCAGUGGGGGCAUCACGCAGGCGCAGUGUGAAUAAACUGAAAAAGUGUCAGAGCAAGGAUACACCACUAUCCCCUGAAGUUCCCACAGGUCCAGUGUCACGUGAUAAAACAGGCUGCCUGACCAUCAUCAUACAUGCCAAACCUGGGGCCAAACAAAACGCCAUUACAGAUGUAUCAACAGAAGCAGUUGGUGUCGCCAUAGCAGCACCUCCCUCAGACGGGGAAGCCAAUGCAGAACUUGUUUGGUAUCUCUCCAAGGUCCUGGAACUGAAGAAAAGUCAAGUAACCCUGGAUAAGGGCUGUAAAUCUCGAGAGAAGAUAGUGAAGCUUUCAGCGUCUGUAAGUCCAGAAGAGGUUCUGGAGAGACUGAAAAAGGAAGCUGCCAACAGCUAAGAGGAUUAGAGGGCGAUCAUGCCACAUUUCAGAUUGGUUGACCUGCCAGCUGGGCAAAAAACUGUAUCCAUGGAAACGGAACAGAGUGUCGGAAGAUAGAAUGAACUGGAUGAGUGAUACACUAACCAUUCAUACAGUCCCUCUGACCCUUGAGAAAUGACCUUCCUCAUCAUUAAAUCAUUUUAGUAUUGUAAGUAAAGAGCUGAUGAAAAGGGAAAAGAUGAAUACACGCAGCGAAAUACAUAAAGCAAGUUACUGGAGUAUUGUAAUAUUUGGGACCUGCAAUUAGAUGUGUAAAAUCUUCAAAGGGAUCUGGAUUUUAAAGGAUCAGAGAUAACUCGGGGGUUCAUACACACAGUAAUAUUUGCACUGGGUUCAUUAAGUAAUGUUAUAUGUUGUUUAAAGCUGUUUCAUUAAUAUCAAUGGUCGUGCUUAUAUCAAAGUCCUUAGCUAGAGGGUUUUUUUUUUAUAUGAACCUGCCUGGAUAAAAAUCAGCAUGUGAGUUUCUUAUAGCACAUGACAAUUGAAACUAGACUUGCAUAUUCUUAUGUGCUGUUAGAUGGAGCAUGGAUCUGUUUCACAGCUCAGAUCAUUCCAGUGAUUUUAACCAUAUCCAGCAAAGCAAACUAGUUACUUCUGUGUUGCCCAUUUAUUCACAUAUUCAAAAUAAAGAUAUUGCUAACUUGUUA
Molecule: messenger RNA, 1103 nt
Organism: Acipenser ruthenus (sterlet)
Lineage: Eukaryota; Metazoa; Chordata; Actinopteri; Acipenseriformes; Acipenseridae
Product: UPF0235 protein C15orf40 homolog
Exons: 4
Coding region: 1-414 (137 amino acids)
Cellular component (GO): cytoplasm
Source: RefSeq, a predicted model, not a curated record